CGGUCGCGCGCGUCUCGCUGGUGAUGACGCACAUCCGGGGCGGUGGAGGCAGCAAGAUGGCGGCGCCCAUGGAGGUGGCCGUGUGUACGGAUUCGGCGGCACAGCUGUGGAGCUGCGUCGUGUGGGAGCUGCACUCGGGCGCCAACCUGCUCACCUACCGCGGCGGCCAGGCCGGACCGCGCGGCCUGGCGCUGCUCAACGGCGAGUACCUGCUGGCGGCGCAGCUGGGCAAGAACUACAUCAACGCCUGGGAGCUGCAGCGGAAGGACCAGCUCCAGCAGAAGAUCAUGUGCCCCGGGCCUGUCACCUGUCUGACCACGUCGCCCAAUGGCCUCUACGUCCUGGCGGGCAUCGCAGAGAGCAUAUACCUGUGGGAGGUCUCCACGGGGAACCUGCUGGUCAUCCUCAGCCGCCACUACCAGGACAUCUCAUGCCUGCAGUUCACGGGGGACAGCAGCCACUUCCUGUCGGGGGGCAAGGACUGCCUGGUGCUGGUGUGGAGCCUCUGCAGCGUGCUGCAGGUGGACCCGUCCAGGACGCCAGCCCCCCGGCACGUCUGGUCCCGCCACACCCUCCCUAUCACAGACCUGCACUGUGGCCUCGGGGGGCCCCUGGCCCGGGUGGCCACCGCCUCGCUGGACCAGACGGUGAAGCUGUGGGAGGUCUCGUCGGGCGAGCUGCUGCUGUCCGUGCUGUUCGACGUGGGCAUCAUGGCGGUGACCAUGGACCUGGCCGAGCAUCACAUGUUCUGCGGCGGCAGCGACGGCUCCAUCUUCCAGGUCGACCUCUGCACCUGGCCCGGGCAGAGAGAGAAGAGCUUCCAGCCGGAACAGGACAGCGGGAAGGUGUUCAGAGGGCACAGGAACCAGGUGACCUGUCUGUCGGUGUCCACUGACGGCAGCGUGCUGCUCUCGGGCUCCCACGACGAGACCGUGCGCCUGUGGGACGUGCAGAGCAAGCAGUGUGUCAGGACGGUGACCCUCAAAGGCCCCGUGACCAACGCCUCUAUCAUGCUGGCGCCCAUCAGCAUGCUGAGCUCCGACUUCAGGCCCAGCCUGCCCCUGCCGCACUUCAACAAGCACCUGCUGGGCGCCGAGCACGGCGACGAGCCGCACCGCGGAGGCCUCACGCUGCGCCUGGGCCUCCACCAGCAGGGCUCGGAGCCCAGCUACCUGCAGCGCGCGGAGCAGCUGCACGCGGUCAUGUGCGGCACCAUGGAGAAGAACGUCCUGGGCGGCCAGGAGCAGCUGCGCGUGCGCGUGACGGAGCUGGAGGACGAGGUGCGCAACCUGCGCAAGAUCAACCGCGACCUGUUCGACUUCUCCACGCGCAUCAUCACGCGGCCGGCCAAGUGAGCGCGGGGCGCGGACCCGGACCCCGGACCCCGACCCCGGCCGCCCCGGGCCCAACUCGCCCCUCUUCGUUCCCGUUUUGUCUGGACUUUCGCCCCGUGUGGGGCCGUGUCGUCUGAGUGUUCACCCAGCGGUGUCGUGUGUCACGUGGUGCCAUUCUGUUUUUAGCAAAAACCCUAAGGUCCCUUCUCUCUGGGCCUCCGCGUGCCGCACCCCGGAGGCCUGGGCCCGCCCCAGCGGAACUCACUGGAGCGCACGCCGAGUCCGAUUUUAUAAACCUGUUUUUAAGAA
Messenger RNA from Equus caballus (horse), 1643 nucleotides. It is a transcript of the gene WDR18, whose product is annotated as WD repeat domain 18. Gene Ontology annotation, molecular function: protein binding. Gene Ontology annotation, cellular component: nuclear pre-replicative complex. Gene Ontology annotation, biological process: rRNA processing; DNA-templated DNA replication. Lineage: Eukaryota; Metazoa; Chordata; Mammalia; Perissodactyla; Equidae. The record is from RefSeq and is a predicted model, not a curated record.